Hypomesus transpacificus is the source of this 1154-nucleotide messenger RNA. It is a transcript of the gene abhd10b, whose product is annotated as abhydrolase domain containing 10, depalmitoylase b. NCBI's taxonomy places the organism in Eukaryota, Metazoa, Chordata, Actinopteri, Osmeriformes, Osmeridae. Gene Ontology annotation, cellular component: mitochondrion. The record is from RefSeq and is a predicted model, not a curated record. Gene Ontology annotation, biological process: protein depalmitoylation. Bases 39 to 911 code for a protein of 290 amino acids. Gene Ontology annotation, molecular function: hydrolase activity, hydrolyzing O-glycosyl compounds; palmitoyl-(protein) hydrolase activity. The transcript has 5 exons.
GUGUCUCGCGCUAUUUCCCCAGUUGGUGGCAGAGCAGUAUGGCAGCCGUUGUGCUGAGGUCUUGCUGCAAAGGACUUAGGCAGACUUUAAGAAAUGGAGGAGUGGCAUCCUUUCCGCGAAAACCUUGGGGAGGAGUACGGCAUAAAUCCUCAGUUGUGCAGUUUGUAACACGACAAGACCUUCCUAAACUGGCCUACCGUAAAGUGAAAGGAAAAAGCCCAGGUGUAGUGUUCCUGCCUGGUUAUGGCUCCAGCAUGAACGGACAGAAGGCAGAAGCCCUGGAAGAGUUCUGCAAGUCUUUGGGACACUCAUACCUCAGGUUUGACUACACUGGUCAUGGAGCUUCAGAAGGGGUUUUCACAGAAGGUACAAUCGGCACCUGGAAGAAAGAUGUCUUGUUUGUGUUGGAUGAGCUAGCAGAAGGACCACAGAUCCUGGUGGGCUCCAGUAUGGGGGGCUGGCUCAUGCUGCUGGCAGCCAUCGCCAGGCCAGAGAAGACGGUCGCUCUGGUGGGCAUCUCCACAGCAGCGGACCACUUUGUCACGUCCUUCAAGUCUUUAUCUUUAGAGGCCCGUAAGGUGUUUGAAGACAAGGGCGAUUGGACAGUCCCCACCAAGCACAGUGAAGACGGCUUCUACACCUUCAGCAUGGAGAUGCUGCGGGAGGCCGAGAACCACUGUGUUCUCCAGAGCCCCAUCCCCAUCACCUGCCCCGUCAGGCUCAUCCACGGCCUGAAGGACGAGGAGGUGCCCUGGCACAUCUCCAUGCAGGUGGCCGAGCGCGUCCUCAGCGCCGACGUGGACGUCAUCCUUCGCCGGCACGGCCAGCACCGCAUGGCCGAGAAGGACGACAUCAAGCUCAUGGUCUACACCAUCGAUGACCUCAUUGACAAGCUGACCACCUUGGUCUGAGUUGGGGAGGGAAGGGGCGCUCGGAAGGGAGGAUAAGGGGGAAGUGUGGAGAUGGUAAUCAUCCCCUCCCCUCUCCUCCCCUCCCCAAACAAUCAGCCAAUCAGGUGUCUUUCUGCCAAAAAUAACCUCUUAUCCCCGUCUAUUCCCCUCCCCAGCUCCAGCCCUCCUCCAGUAAAGUUCUUGUUAGUUUGUCGUCAGUUUAAAAAAAAAAAAAAAAAAACGGUGAAAGGAGGAGCAUCACAA